Messenger RNA from Aphanomyces invadans, 2109 nucleotides. RefSeq lists its product as hypothetical. Lineage: Eukaryota; Oomycota; Saprolegniomycetes; Saprolegniales; Verrucalvaceae. Gene Ontology annotation, molecular function: protein binding. The transcript has 2 exons. The record is from RefSeq and is a predicted model, not a curated record. Bases 159 to 1484 code for a protein of 441 amino acids. Gene Ontology annotation, biological process: ERAD pathway. Gene Ontology annotation, cellular component: endoplasmic reticulum membrane.
CCGUUGUCGCGUUGGGCCGUUGGCUGACCACCGAGUGCUAGAGCUCUCGUUGUUGGAGCAACGAUUGACAGGACGCGACUGUGGCAGAGCCGCCGGAAUGAUCCUCUGCCGCUUUCCCUUUGGGCUCUAGCUCCCUGCAUCGUCCCUGUCAGUCCUCCAUGGUGUCGAUGGCCCUGCGGCUUGUGGCAGUUCUGGCCUCUGUGAGAGCAUGGAACCUUCCGAGCAAUCCAGCUGCAGUUGCAUUGCUUCACGAUGCACACGCCCAAAGAAAUGUGGACAUCGCGAAUGCCACAGCGUUGUACGCUGCCGUGGUGACCAUGGGCGACUGGGCAGCGACUGGCGACGCCCUCUUUGCCCUCGGUGAGCUCUCUUUUCCUGGAGAAGGUAGCGUCGACUACAUCCUACGCAGUGCCCGGCUCGGAAACCCCAGUGCCCAACACCUCCUCGCACUCAUGCAUGCCGUCGGGUUCCCGCAUCCAGAAGUGAAACAAAGCACAGCUACGGCUGUUGUGUAUGACCACUUUGCCUCCACAGCUGGCCACGGACCCGCGUCCAAAUCUCUUGGCUACCGCGCAAUGUUUAGUCAAGGAGUCCCGCGGUCAUGUGCUCACGCUCUGGUCUACUACAAGCGAGCCGCGUCGAUUGCAGCGUCGACCCAUGACAUCCACUCCCACAUCCCGACGUAUCCACGGUUGCCUGAGCUUCUAGACGCACCCUCAGCGCAUUCGACAAGACAAGAUUUCGACAAGCUGCUCUUCCUCGCUUCUGCUGCAACUAAGACGAGGAACGGUGCGACUCUGCACCGCAUCGCCAAGCUAUUGCUUGCCCAACAGACACCACCACCCGACUAUAAGUUUGUGCGAAAGCUACUGCAUCAAGCGUUCGAAUGGGGCCACCUCGCCGCAGCAGCCCAGCUGGGCCGUCUGCACUCGCACGGGUGGGGGGUACCCAUCAACACGACUCGAGCGCGAGACUUUUUUCUCAUGGCACCAGAAAAUGACGCGGAGGCUUUGCAUGGCCUGGGACUGCUCAACCUUGAAGCUGGCAUGUAUGACGGCCGCCUCGCAUUGCACUACUUUCAAGCGGCGUCGAAGUUAGGUCACUUGAAUUCCAUCUACUACGCUGCAACGCUGCUGACUGCGAUUGCCCCUCAGCAGUCUCGGCGGUACUUUGAAGCGGCUUCCAAGUCUGGCCACGUUCUCGCAACCUUCAAGUUCGCCGAAAUCAUGGAGCGGUCGAAUGAAAUCACAACACCAUUUGAGGCGAAAUGUACGGCGGUCGUGGCGCUCUACAAACGUGUGGCGGAGAGCGUCGCUGUGCCACUUAUGGAUACGGCGCUGGCCAAGUUUCAAACCAGAGACUACACGGCGGCAUACUACCUGUAUCGACUGGCGGCGGAAGAAGGAAGCGAAGUUGCCCAAACGAACGCAGCCUUCUUGAUUCAACGGGGUUACGUCACUGAGCCAAGUACGAUGUUCUGGUAGAUUUUGUUGUUCCACUGACGGCUUCCGAAUCUGUGGCUAGAUGUCGACGUCUCGCGGUGGCUGCUACGGCAUGCUGCGCGCCAAGGCUCGGCCUACGCCCAACUUGAACUGGCACUUGCGUCGUACGCCAAUGCCGACUACGCGGAAGCCAUGGCCCUGUACUCCGACUUGGUGUCGCAGACCAAGUUUCUAUCGUCCACCACGGCCUAUGUGUUUGUCUCGCCGGCGCUCUUCACUGUGGGAUACAUGUACGAAAUGGGCUACGGCGUGCCACAGGAUCGGAGGAAAGCGCUGGAGCACUACACCCGAUUAAGUCAAGUUGAGCGACGAGUGCACUUGCCCGUCGCAUUGUGGAAGUGGAAGUGGUGGUUCCAAGACGCCAUGGCGCAUGUCGUCGAGUGUGUGUUGUCAAUCAAGGCCAAUUCGCUCCAGCACUACCGUCCAGAGCUCUCAAGAGUGCACCGUGUCCAUCAUGGGACGAUUUCACCAGCGAACGUUGUUCACAUUGCAUCCAUGUGUGUUUAUAUGCGUCAUUCGCGUCAUUCGAAUCGCCAUGGGCGCGACACCAGCUCACCACGGCAGAACCGCCACGCAAUUAACGAGCUCAUUUAACCUUUUGCGUGCA